Molecule: messenger RNA, 1197 nt
Organism: Chenopodium quinoa (quinoa)
Lineage: Eukaryota; Viridiplantae; Streptophyta; Magnoliopsida; Caryophyllales; Amaranthaceae
Exons: 5
Coding region: 1-1197 (398 amino acids)
Source: RefSeq, a predicted model, not a curated record
AUGGCUGUUGGCAAAGAGAACAAGUGGAAAGACUGUAGGACUAAGUUCUACAUAGUCAAGUCUGCCGAUAGCCGCCUGAACCAAAAGUAUAACAGGUGGAAUAAGGAUCCACCUCUCCUAGCAGACAAAGCAAUGGAAAAGCUCUCGGCCACAAGGAAGCCGGCUGUAUCUGCUGCUCGAUACAGGUCGAAUGUCCUAAAUAGGGCAGAAGUAACCACUCACACCAAAGUGGACGAGCAGAAAACUGGCGGCACCUCCAAGGGUGCACCUUCCAAAUCUCCUUCAAAACCAUCCGACCCUAAAAUCCAAAAGACUAGGGCGGGUGAUGUGAGCGCAUCCGGCAAGGGCGGCCGGAAGCACAUUGCUCAUAGGCCCAAGAAGGGCCCAGACGCCUCUUCUCUCGAAGCUGAAAAGGAGAUCAGCAAACCGGAUGCCCAGAGGGCAUCGAAGGGUGGCUUUAAGCAACCCACCACUGCUGUCGGCUCAACAGGAGAGAAGAGGAGCCUGGGGAGAGAGGAGGAACAGAAGGACGACGUUCCUGUGCAGAGGCCGACUGUAGUCCAGAUGGCCAAGUCCAUGCUGAGGGCGGUUAAUCCUGACGACAAGGCGUCUGUCAGAGGAGUCGGCAUCCUUGACUUGGAUGGCAUCUUGGGGAACCUUUGCGAGGCGGAAGCCAAUAUGCAGGUGAAGAAGGACCUGGACUCGGCUCGCCUGCGCAUCACUUCCCUUAAGAAAGAGAUUACAACUCUUAAGGAGAAGCUCGAGCCUCUUCAAGAUGCCAAAGAAGAGGCCGAGAGAGCCAAGCAGAAGGUGGGCCGCCUGGAGCAGCGCCUCAGCAACCAGGAGCAUCAGCUGAAGUCCAAGUUUGAGUCCGUGGCUGAUCAAGAGAGAGAGGCUCUUGUUAAGAAAAUGAUGAGCGAUUAUGAAGCCAUCAUGCGGGAUACUUGGGCGGCUGUACAGCCGGACUCGGACUAUCAGAUUUGGAAAUCCAAAUUUGACGAAGCCAGCAAAGCAUUCGACGCUCGCCUUAUUGAAGAGGCUGAGAAUGCUGAGGCCGAGGAAAGUUCUGGGUCCGACUCUUCUGGGGAGUCGUCCUCUGGUGGCGAGGAGGAGGAUCAGGCGGAGGAGCAAGAGAAAAAGGAUGAAGAGCAGCCGAAGGACGACAGGCCGGCUGCCACUGAAGAGGCUCUCCCCUGA